Molecule: messenger RNA, 1029 nt
Organism: Lentinula edodes (shiitake mushroom)
Lineage: Eukaryota; Fungi; Basidiomycota; Agaricomycetes; Agaricales; Omphalotaceae
Product: endogalactanase
Exons: 9
Coding region: 1-1029 (342 amino acids)
Biological process (GO): pectin catabolic process
Molecular function (GO): glucosidase activity
Source: RefSeq, a predicted model, not a curated record
AUGCUCUCUCAGAAUAACUGGCAGUCCCUCGUACUCUUUGUAGCCUCGCUCCCUUUAGCCUAUUGUCUCACUUACCAUGGCGCGGACUACUCGUCUUUGGUCAACCUCGAAAAUUCGGGAAUCACGUAUAAGGAUUCUGGGACUAGUGAAAAGUUUGACACAAUUCUCGCCAAUCAAGGUGUCAACCUGGCCCGAAUUCGUAUAUGGACAAGUACCAACGACGCCGACUACAGCUUGGACUACGGGUUAGCACUCGCUAAGAGAGCUGUUGCUGCUGGAAUGUCCCUCUUGAUCGAUCUUCAUUAUUCAGACACCUGGGCCGAUCCCGAAGAUCAAGCUACUCCCUCUUCCUGGCCUACCGACUUGGACGGUUUGAAUACCGAAAUUUAUGACUACACCAAUAGUCUAGUGACAUCAUUCGCCGACCAAGGAACUCCAAUCGACUUUUUGCAGAUUGGGAAUGAAAUAAACAGCGGCAUCCUGUUUCCCACAGGUGAAAUUUCAGUCAACGGGUAUUCGCCGUUAUCCCAGCUCUUGCAUUCGGCGGCCAAUGGGGCUCACGACGCUUCUGAUACUGUCAAAAUUGUCGUCCAUCUCGCCAACGGCUGGGAUGGCUCUGCUAUGAGUUCCUUCUAUGAGCAGAUCUUCAUCCAAGGUGAAUUUGCUACGACCGACUUCGACGUCAUGGGCUUUUCGUUUUAUCCAUUCUAUGACGCGGCUGCCACAUACUCUGCUCUGCAAUCAAGUUUGGAUAAUCUUGUUGCGACAUACGGCAAGGAUGUGAUGGUGGUGGAGACUGACUGGCCAAGUUCGGGAUCAUGUUCUGGCGUAACGCUUUCAGAAGAUUUCGCGAUCUCAACUUCAGGGCAGGAAUCUUGGGUAUCCGGCAUAACUGAAAUACUGGCUGGCUUGUCAGAUGGUCAUGGACUGGGUGUUGUAUAUUGGGAACCUGGAUGGAUUGGGAACGACGUUGUUGACGAUUCGGGAAAUACUCUGGCAUCAGUCGACUUGUUUUCUGCCGACAUGUAG